AUGCAGGCAGUCCAGGCAGGAGGCAGACAGGGAGGAGGAGGCGACAGCAGCUCUAAGGGGAGGGGGCGAAGGCAGGGACAGAGAGACCAGAGGAGGCAGGAGAGGGAAGAGCAGCAGGAGGGCAAGGCCAACAGGGGGAUAGCAGGGCAGACAAGAGGGAAAGGCCAGCAAGCAGGGAAACAGUGGGAGAGGAGCCUGGCAAAAGGGCCAAGAGCCACAGGGUACCACAGUGGGACGGGUAAGACACAGGGACCUAGCAUCGAGCAGCAAGGCAGGGAGAGUAGGGUUGAAUGUGCGAUCAUCAGAGUUUUGUUGCGUACGUCUACGAUGGCAGACCCCACAAGCAAGGGGGGCCACAGAGGCCACAAGGAGGGAGUAGAGGGCGGAGGGCAGGGGCGUAGGCAGGGACAGACAGGAGCAAUGAGGGGGGGCAAGGAGUAG
Knipowitschia caucasica is the source of this 441-nucleotide messenger RNA. The record is from the annotation of a GenBank genome assembly. NCBI's taxonomy places the organism in Eukaryota, Metazoa, Chordata, Actinopteri, Gobiiformes, Gobiidae.